GUGACCGCCUGGGGAGUCAGGGGCGGAAGUCGGGGUCUGACCCGCUCCAGGUCCGGGACUGCGGAUAGAAGAGAACCGCCGCCGUGAGGGAGGGGUGGAAACUGGGUGCCGGCUCCGCGCGCGACCUCCGGCCCUGCGCGUGCGCCGCUGGCGCGGCCCGGCUGACAGGAAGCACCGUUCAGCUGCUUGGUCCGAAUCUCAUCCUUCCAAGUUUCCGGGAACACUGCUGUAUGGAUGUCGUCGUUAUUUCUCUUUGCUUUUGAGAAAUCUGAAAGGCUAGUAGUGAGGACUUUUACAGGCUGACAGACCUGGAUUUGCAUUCUAGUUAUGCCAUGGGCUGUGAGUUUGGGCAAGUCAUUGCUGCUCGCUGCGCCUUAAUGCCUUCACCUGUGACAUACUGAUGUCAAAAUCCUUUGCAUUUGGGGGAAAAAAAAAAGUUCCCAGGGCCCUGAUUCCUGGGAUCGGAAUCAGGAUUAUGAUCGGACAGGAAAAAGAAAAAAAGUCACAGAGCCAUAAAACUGGGUCUCCUGAUUGCAAGCGCAUGGAGCUCCCUCAAACACAGGUUCUUUAAUGGAGGAGCCAAUCUCUCUGCACACCUGGUUUCAUCUAAUAAUAUACAGACACCAGCUCUGAGGCCAGUUAAUCAUCCCCAGUGUCCAGGCACAGAGUAGUCGGUCCGCCUCACAAUGUUGGACUUUCUAGCCGAGAACAACCUCUGUGGCCAAGCAAUCCUAAGGAUUGUUUCCUGUGGUAAUGCCAUCAUUGCUGAACUUUUGAGACUCUCUGAGUUUAUUCCUGCUGUGUUCAGGUUAAAAGACAGAGCUGAUCAACAGAAAUAUGGAGAUAUCAUAUUUGAUUUCAGCUAUUUUAAGGGUCCGGAAUUAUGGGAAAGCAAACUGGAUGCUAAGCCAGAGCUACAGGAUUUAGAUGAAGAAUUUCGUGAAAACAACAUAGAAAUUGUGACCAGAUUUUAUUUAGCAUUUCAAAGUGUACAUAAAUAUAUUGUAGACUUAAACAGAUAUCUAGAUGAUCUCAAUGAAGGGGUUUAUAUUCAGCAAACCUUAGAAACUGUGCUUCUCAAUGAAGAUGGAAAACAACUUCUAUGUGAAGCACUGUACUUAUAUGGAGUUAUGCUACUGGUCAUUGACCAAAAGAUUGAAGGAGAAGUCAGAGAGAGGAUGCUGGUUUCUUACUACCGAUACAGUGCUGCUCGAUCUUCUGCUGAUUCAAAUAUGGACGAUAUUUGUAAGCUGCUUCGAAGUACAGGUUAUUCUAGCCAACCAGGUGCCAAAAGACCAUCCAACUAUCCCGAGAGCUAUUUCCAGAGAGUGCCUAUCAACGAAUCCUUCAUCAGUAUGGUCAUUGGUCGACUGAGAUCUGAUGAUAUUUACAACCAGGUCUCAGCAUAUCCUUUGCCGGAGCAUCGCAGCACAGCCCUGGCAAACCAAGCUGCCAUGCUGUACGUGAUUCUCUACUUUGAGCCUUCCAUCCUUCACACCCAUCAAGCAAAAAUGAGAGAGAUAGUGGAUAAAUACUUUCCAGAUAAUUGGGUAAUUAGUAUUUACAUGGGGAUCACAGUUAAUCUAGUAGAUGCUUGGGAACCUUACAAAGCUGCAAAAACUGCUUUAAAUAAUACCCUGGACCUUUCAAAUGUCAGAGAACAGGCAAGCAGAUAUGCUACUGUCAGUGAAAGAGUGCAUGCUCAAGUGCAGCAAUUUCUAAAAGAAGGUUAUUUAAGGGAGGAGAUGGUUCUGGACAAUAUCCCAAAGCUUCUGAACUGCCUGAGAGACUGCAAUGUUGCCAUCCGAUGGCUGAUGCUUCAUACAGCAGACUCAGCCUGUGACCCAAACAACAAACGCCUUCGUCAAAUCAAGGACCAGAUUCUAACAGACUCUCGGUACAAUCCCAGGAUCCUCUUCCAGCUGCUGUUGGAUACUGCACAAUUUGAGUUUAUACUCAAAGAGAUGUUCAAGCAAAUGCUUUCAGAAAAGCAAACCAAAUGGGAGCAUUACAAGAAAGAGGGUUCGGAGCGGAUGACUGAGCUUGCUGAUGUCUUUUCAGGAGUGAAACCCCUAACCAGAGUGGAGAAAAAUGAAAACCUUCAAGCUUGGUUCAGAGAGAUCUCAAAACAAAUAUUGUCUUUAAAUUAUGAUGAUUCUACUGCUGCAGGCAGAAAAACUGUACAACUGAUACAAGCUUUGGAAGAGGUUCAAGAAUUCCACCAGUUGGAAUCCAAUCUGCAAGUAUGUCAGUUUCUUGCCGAUACUCGAAAGUUUCUUCAUCAAAUGAUCAGAACCAUUAACAUUAAAGAGGAGGUUCUGAUCACAAUGCAGAUCGUUGGGGACCUUUCUUUCGCUUGGCAGUUGAUUGACAGUUUCACAUCCAUCAUGCAAGAAAGCAUAAGGGUAAAUCCAUCCAUGGUUACUAAACUCAGAGCUACCUUCCUAAAGCUUGCCUCUGCCCUCGAUCUGCCCCUUCUUCGUAUUAAUCAGGCAAAUAGCCCCGAUCUGCUCAGCGUGUCGCAGUACUAUUCUGGAGAGUUGGUAUCCUAUGUGAGAAAAGUUUUGCAGAUCAUCCCAGAAAGCAUGUUUACAUCUCUUCUAAAGAUCAUAAAGCUUCAGACCCACGAUAUUAUUGAAGUGCCUACCCGCCUGGACAAAGACAAGCUGAGGGACUAUGCUCAGCUAGGCCCACGAUACGAGGUUGCCAAGCUUACUCAUGCUAUUUCCAUUUUUACUGAAGGCAUCUUAAUGAUGAAAACGACUUUGGUUGGCAUCAUCAAGGUGGAUCCAAAGCAGUUGCUGGAAGAUGGAAUAAGGAAAGAGCUUGUGAAGCGCGUUGCCUUUGCCCUGCAUAGGGGACUGAUAUUCAACCCUCGGGCCAAGCCAAGUGAAUUGAUGCCCAAGCUGAAAGAGUUGGGAGCGACCAUGGAUGGAUUCCAUCGUUCUUUUGAAUACAUACAGGACUAUGUCAACAUUUAUGGUCUGAAGAUUUGGCAGGAAGAAGUAUCUCGUAUUAUAAAUUACAAUGUGGAGCAAGAGUGUAAUAACUUUCUAAGAACGAAGAUUCAAGAUUGGCAAAGCAUGUACCAGUCCACUCAUAUUCCAAUACCCAAGUUUACCCCUGUGGAUGAGUCUGUAACGUUUAUUGGUCGACUCUGCAGAGAAAUCCUGCGGAUCACAGACCCAAAAAUGACAUGUCACAUAGACCAGCUGAACACUUGGUAUGAUAUGAAAACUCAUCAGGAAGUGACCAGCAGCCGCCUCUUCUCAGAAAUCCAGACCACCUUGGGAACCUUUGGUCUAAAUGGCUUAGACAGGCUUCUGUGCUUUAUGAUUGUAAAAGAGUUACAGAAUUUCCUCAGUAUGUUUCAGAAAAUUAUCCUGAGAGACAGAACUGUUCAGGACACUUUAAAAACCCUCAUGAAUGCUGUCAGUCCCCUAAAAAGUAUUGUCGCAAAUUCAAAUAAAAUUUAUUUUUCCGCCAUUGCCAAAACACAGAAGAUUUGGACUGCGUAUCUCGAGGCUAUAAUGAAGGUUGGGCAGAUGCAGAUUCUGAGACAACAGAUUGCCAAUGAAUUAAAUUAUUCUUGUCGGUUUGAUUCUAAACAUCUGGCAGCUGCUCUGGAGAAUCUCAAUAAGGCUCUCCUAGCAGACAUUGAAGCCCACUAUCAGGACCCUUCACUUCCUUACCCCAAAGAAGAUAACACACUUUUAUAUGAAAUCACAGCCUAUCUGGAGGCAGCUGGCAUUCACAACCCACUGAAUAAGAUAUACAUAACAACAAAGCGCUUACCCUAUUUUCCAAUUGUAAACUUUCUAUUUUUGAUCGCUCAGUUGCCAAAACUUCAAUACAACAAAAAUCUGGGAAUGGUCUGCCGAAAACCGACCGACCCGGUUGAUUGGCCACCACUUGUCCUGGGACUGCUCACUCUGCUGAAGCAGUUCCAUUCCCGGUACACCGAGCAGUUCCUGGCGCUGAUUGGCCAGUUUAUCUGCUCCACGGUGGAGCAGUGUACAAGCCAGAAGAUACCUGAAAUUCCUGCAGAUGUUGUGGGUGCCCUUCUGUUCCUGGAGGAUUAUGUUCGGUACACAAAGCUACCCAGGAGGGUUGCUGAAGCACAUGUGCCUAAUUUCAUUUUUGAUGAGUUCAGAACAGUGCUGUAACUGUUUUUUCCUACUUCUUCAAUGGAAGGAUUGUCCUUAGAUCUUCCCACCAUCACUAAAAUGAAUUUGAAGAUGAAAAGAAACUCAGUUGCUCAUACAACUGCAUUUUUUGCUGUCUAUUAUGGGAAACAUCAGACGUUCUGAGUAAGAUAUAUCUCAUGGCAUUAGUUAAUAUAACUGAUAUUGUUUAAAUCAUGGUAUUACAUGCAAUUUAUAUCAUGUAAAAGCAGAACACAUUUUUGUACUGCCUCUCUUAAAUGCUGAAUGUAACUGUUAUGUAUAAAUCCAUUUAGUUUUAUGUUCUAAAGAACUAUUUGUGCAACUCCAGAUUUUCAGUAAAAUAGUAUUAUUACUAGUA
Messenger RNA from Pan troglodytes (chimpanzee), 4524 nucleotides. RefSeq names its product WASH complex subunit 5 (gene WASHC5). The transcript is spliced from 30 exons. Gene Ontology annotation, cellular component: WASH complex; endosome. Lineage: Eukaryota; Metazoa; Chordata; Mammalia; Primates; Hominidae. The record is from RefSeq and is a predicted model, not a curated record. Bases 687 to 4166 code for a protein of 1159 amino acids. Gene Ontology annotation, biological process: actin filament polymerization; endosome organization; endosome fission.